Messenger RNA from Dipodomys ordii (Ord's kangaroo rat), 321 nucleotides. RefSeq names its product histone H2A-Bbd type 1-like. The record is from RefSeq and is a predicted model, not a curated record. NCBI's taxonomy places the organism in Eukaryota, Metazoa, Chordata, Mammalia, Rodentia, Heteromyidae. The coding region runs from base 1 to 321 and encodes 106 amino acids. Gene Ontology annotation, cellular component: nucleosome. Gene Ontology annotation, molecular function: DNA binding; structural constituent of chromatin; protein heterodimerization activity. The transcript has a single exon.
AUGCCGAAAUCUAAGAGAAGACCUACGACCCGCUCUGCAAGGGCUGAGCUCCAGUUUCCUGUUAGCCGUGUGGACCGGUUCCUGCGUGAGGAUAAGUACGCCCAGCGAUUGUGCUCUUUAACACCCGUAUUCUUGACUGGCAUUCUCGAGUAUCUGGUGUCCAACAUCCUAGACCUGGCUGGCAAGGAGGCCCGUAGAAACGGCACGACAUGCAUCACCCCGGAACACGUGAAGAUGGUCGUGGAAAACCAGAAGGAAUUCCAGUUCAUCCAUCAUAACAUCAAAGCUCUAGGUGGUGAGAUGACCAAACCCAAAGAGUGA